UAACACUGUAAAAAUACGAACGCGAUAUUUUAAUAAGUACGCAUGCGGAAGAUUAAUUUGAAGUUCUCCAGUUAGUCAUAGUUAGCGUCGCGACGCCAGAACACUUCCGCACCUGUGAGCGCGUAAUCUUUCGAAAUGACGGGAGACGUACAGAUCGGGGAUUUCUUUCAAAAUUUAAGUUACUACGACGAUUACGACGGCGGCUUCGCCCCGUGCGAGCCGUUUAGCGGUUAUUUAAAUUUCUUCCACGUUUAUUACAUCCCGUUUAUUAUUUCGGUCGGAUUAAUUGGUAAUUUGCUGUCUUGCAUUGUGUUUUUAACGACGCAUCUACGUAUGCGAAGCUCCAGCUAUUACUUAGCCGCGCUGGCCGUCGCCGAUUUUACCUUUCUUGCCAUUCUUUUACUUGUACACUGUAGUUUUAACAACGUAAUCGAAAUCUACAAUCAAAAGGGCUGGUGCCAAUCUUUCGUCUAUCUGAGCACGGUUUGCAGCACGUUAAGCGUAUGGCUGGUGGUCGCCUUCACCGUCGAAAGAUUCAUCGCCGUCCGUUACCCACUGCAACGUCCCCAAAUUUGCACGAUCGCAAGGGCGAAACUCGUCAUCUCCGUGCUAUGCCUGAUCGCGCUCAUCUCCCAGAUUUACAUAUUUUGGGUCGCCGGAAUCGUCGAAAUGGCCGACUAUCCGAUAUGCGAGAUGCUACCGGAGUACCAAGAGCUGAUGAAGGUUAUCAACUUCCUGGACACGAUCGUAACGCUGAUCGCGCCCGUUACGUUGAUCAUCGCGAUGAAUACGAUGAUCAUACGGAAUUUGUUGCAAUUCAGAAAGAAAUUUCAAAACGGGUCUCUCGAGGACAGUCUGUGCAAUAGCAAUCAGGAGUCGGAUCUGCACAGAUCUCAAACUCAGAUUGAUGUUUCAAUCCGAAGAAAUUUAUCGACCGAGCAAUUUCCCAAACGCUCCUCGGCGACCAACAGCAUCCGGAAGUACAGAUUGUUCUUCCAAGCGCGACAUUUGGACAAGCAGAAUGCAAAUUAUGGAAACAAAAAUUUGUUGUCGACAAGAAACCAACAAAAUAUCACCAAAAUGUUGCUGCUAAUAUCGUCGGCUUUUAUUUUGUUUAACUUGCCCAGUUACGGAAUACGCCUGUAUGUGUUUUUCGUCUACACCAUUUGGCACAAGAGCCCCCCGGACGUUUUAUGGUGCCUCCAGCAGUUCGCGAUGCUCCUAUUUUAUACGCACUUCAGCAUCAAUUUCCUUCUAUACGCGAUGUGCGGCAUCACGUUCCGCCGAUGCCUCUGGCAAAUACUGUGCAACAAAGUGACAAAAUUGAAGCGUCGCGUUUGUCGAUUUAAUUAGAUGUCCAAUAAAUAAUAAUGAGUCAAUGGAGACGCUGCCUAUCGAUUGUGUAAGCGAUGGGAAGGGUUUUAAGGUCUUAGUAUGGCGAAUUUAUGGCCGUAAUUAGUCGCGGGAGUGUUCCGGCUAAUUAGAUUAAUGCAAAUAGGAAACAAACAAAUUUACGCACCUUCGUC
Molecule: messenger RNA, 1526 nt
Organism: Photinus pyralis (common eastern firefly)
Lineage: Eukaryota; Metazoa; Arthropoda; Insecta; Coleoptera; Lampyridae
Product: thyrotropin-releasing hormone receptor-like
Exons: 4
Coding region: 136-1353 (405 amino acids)
Biological process (GO): G protein-coupled receptor signaling pathway
Cellular component (GO): plasma membrane
Molecular function (GO): G protein-coupled receptor activity
Source: RefSeq, a predicted model, not a curated record